Messenger RNA from Nymphaea colorata (pocket water lily), 1486 nucleotides. RefSeq names its product diaminopimelate epimerase, chloroplastic. Gene Ontology annotation, molecular function: diaminopimelate epimerase activity. The record is from RefSeq and is a predicted model, not a curated record. Gene Ontology annotation, cellular component: cytoplasm; cytosol. Bases 104 to 1198 code for a protein of 364 amino acids. The transcript is spliced from 9 exons. Lineage: Eukaryota; Viridiplantae; Streptophyta; Magnoliopsida; Nymphaeales; Nymphaeaceae.
CACCAAACCCCGCCGCUGAUGUCUGCCCGCGUUCUUCUCUUGGUCUCUGGACUGCGGGAGUGAGGAACCUCUUCUCCCUCAGUCAAGGAACGGGGCACUGACCAUGGCGAUCGCCGCCGCUCUGUCUCUUUGCCCCCUCUCUUCCUCUUCCUCGCCGUCAGGGUCACAUACCCUUCGCCUUUCUCCGGCUCCGUCACCGUUCCGCCUCUGGACCUCUCGACUGCCGGUCGUCCGUCGAUCCCACAGGCUGGCAGCGUCCGCCUCGAUGCUCUCCGUCAAGCCCUCCACCGAGGCGGCCGCAAACCAUCCCCUAGCUUCGCAGAAGGGAGCGACCAGACUGCUUCAUUUCGUGAAGUAUCAUGGCCUCGGCAACGAUUUCAUCAUGGUUGACAAUCGCGACUCUGCGGAGCCGAAGGUGACGCCGGAGCAGGCAGUGAAGCUAUGCGAUCGGAACUUCGGUAUCGGCGCAGACGGCGUCAUUUUUGCGAUGCCGGGUGUUGGAGGGGCAGAUUACACUAUGCGGAUCUUUAAUUCGGAUGGAAGCGAGCCCGAGAUGUGUGGGAAUGGAAUUCGUUGUUUUGCUCGAUUCAUUGCAGAACUUGAAAAUUUAACUGGGACACAAAGUUUCACCAUUCACACUGGUGCUGGUUUGAUUAUCCCAAGAAUAAAAGAAGAUGGACAGGUAAAUGUUGAUAUGGGUCAGCCAGUGCUCCAAGCAUCAAGCAUUCCCACCAAAUUGCCAGGUGGUGGGGAUGAGGCUGUGGUCAAUGCUGAAUUGGUUGUUGAUGGAAAUACAUGGAAAGUUACGUGUGUAAGCAUGGGGAAUCCUCAUUGUGUAACAUUUGGCACAAACCAAUCUCAGGCAUUGCUGGUUGAUGACUUGAAGUUGGAAGAUAUAGGUCCAAAGUUUGAGCACCAUGAAAUGUUUCCUGCACGAACAAACACAGAAUUUGUUCAAAUUCUGUCCCGGAAACACCUGAAGAUGCGUGUGUGGGAGCGUGGUGCUGGCGCAACUCUUGCAUGUGGGACUGGAGCUUGUGCUGUUGUAGUUGCAGGAGUCCUAUUGGGCCUCUCUGAAAGAGAAUGCAUAGUAGAAUUGCCUGGUGGUCCACUGGAGAUAGAAUGGAGAGAGGAUGACAAUCAUAUUUAUAUGACUGGGCCUGCGGAAGUUGCAUUUUAUGGGUCGGUUGUUCUUUGAUCAGUUGAUGGAACUUCUUAAAAUCUCAUAUACGUGAAAUUUCAUCAUUUAUAUGACUUGGUGCUUCAGAUCACCUUUGUCUUGCUCAGGCUGCAUAGUCCUACUUUUCAGCUCCAUUAACCAUGAGAGAUAUCCCAGUGCUAGGCCAUUUUCCUUCUUAUAAACUUGCUCUAGGGAAAUGCUUGAGUUCUUGGAUUCAGGUACUCAUUGUACUGAAAGUGGACGUUUGAGGGCCCUCAUGCUGUUAACUUGGUGUUACUUUCCAAUUUUAUAGUCUAACUUACCUUA